Lymnaea stagnalis (great pond snail) is the source of this 10395-nucleotide messenger RNA. The record is from the annotation of a GenBank genome assembly. Lineage: Eukaryota; Metazoa; Mollusca; Gastropoda; Lymnaeidae.
AAACAUCCGGUUGUCAAAGAUGGCGAUAGUCAUUAUCUUCGCAAUGCUUACAAGAACAUGAUGCAAAUUAGCGUUCACUUCGUGAUUGAAAAUGGCAGAUAGUUGACAAUUUAAGGAUUAGGAAAAUUUAAUAUAAUCUAGUACUAAUUUUUAUUUUAUUUUAGUAAUUUAAAACAUCGAAGUAUAUAAUAAAAUGGAGUCUAAACCUCAACGACAGAAGACUGAGAACAUCAAACAAGGAUUUCGGAAUCAUAUUCGAUUCGAACACAUGGCCGCUGGUGUUACUGGAGGAGUUGUCUCAUCCAUUGCUCUUCAUCCCCUUGACUUAAUUAAAGUUCGUUUUCAGGGUAUGUUAUUUAUUUUUAAGUACUUGCCUAGACCUAAAAUGAAACGAAUGACAUGAAAUGAAUCAUCAGGUCAAGUCUAGUAGUUAAGUAGUAGGCCAGGCCAAGUGCUUUUAUUCCAUAAUUAUGAUUUAAAAUAUUGGUCUUUUUUAAAUUUAUAAUUAACACAUCACAUUUAGUGGCAUAUAUGCCAUGUAUUAGUGCUGAUAAAUUACUAUAACUUAUAACCUAAAUUAUUUUAAUAUUGGGUAAAUUAAAAUUAAAUAAGUAUAUUUAUGCAAUUCACUCCAUUUAAAAAUGAUUUAUUUCCUCAUACUGUUACUGUUAUACUCAUUGUGUCAUGUUUAUUGAAAAUUGUUGAAAUACUUAUUUUACCUUGGCCACCAUCUUUGUUGCCAUUAUGGCAGAUGUGUUACUGCAAAAAAGGUGGUGGCUGUGUAAACAAAAAAAAACUCAUCUGUUAAAUGGUGAGGGGAAGGGGAGAGAAUAUGUUGUUGUAGUUACUUACUGAGAGAAAUAAUGUUUCGAUAUCAUUUAAUAAUAACACAUUUUUAAAACGCAUUUAGUUGAUGAAGGUCCUGGAAAUGCCACAGCUGGUAGACCUCAGUACCGUGGAGUAAUGCACGCUUUCAGAUCAAUAGUGCAAUCAGAUGGCUGGAAGGGCUUGUAUCGAGGAGUUACACCAAAUGUUACAGGAGCAGGAUUGUCAUGGGGACUUUAUUUCUUUUUGUAAGUUUCUAUGUUAAAAUUUUCUUGACUAACGGUUAGGGGUGUGCCAGAUCCGUUUUUUCCAACCGGAUCCGGAUUUUCUUAUGCGAAAUCCGCCGGAUCCGGAUUCCGGUUUCUCCCGGAUUUUGGUACUAUUGGUAGAUACUUCGGUAAGUCAAGGUGGACUACUACUUUUUGUGUAUGGGAAUUCGCAAUCGGCGCCAAAAAAUCCGAGUUUUUAAUUUUCCGAUGUGUGUGUCUAUUUAUUAUUAAAUUAGUACUUUCGAUAUAUAUUUGAGUUCCGUUCCAUUUGGAUAAGUGUCUUACGAGAGACGCCAUGUUUCUACGCGUUCGCAGCAGGUUAUGCAGCUCGCUCAACCUAAUUUCGCCAUGGGGUUGGCCACGCCCCCCUUUUUAAUGGCGGAAGUUGACGAUACUUAGGAAAUAUUAAUUUAUUAUCACUAUUUACAUCAAAAUAAUUGAUAACUUGUGUUUCAGAAUGCAUUUAAAGACAUUUAAACUGGAAUGUUUUAAUUUGAGCUUUAACAACCCGGUAGAAUCCAUAUUAUAAAUGAUCAGAAUUUACCGUGUGCAACACGUUGUCAUUGGCAACCAUUCACAGCCACUUGCAUAACUGUAUCGUAGUACUACCUCAGAGUUUCAUUCAUAAGAGUUUGCCGUGUGCAAAAACUAUUAAACCAUUGGUCAGGGAAAGCUUUAAUUAAUUAUUCAUGUGCCAAAGUUGAAAGUUUAAACUAAGUCUAAACAGUAUUUUAGUGAUAAGGCAGGGAAUGCGUUGCCUUAUAUAAACUAUAUAGUCAUUGCGCAUGACGGGAUUGGUGGAAUGAGAUCACAGAAUGUGGAGAUGCAGUCCAUGUUAAAAAAUGACAAACCAAGUCGUACUUUAAAAAUUCAUAACUUUAAAACUACAACAGCUAAAAAUAUGAUUUUGGUGUUAUAAUUCUUUAAAAAAUUACAUCUUUUCAACUAUGCCAUUGGUUUAUUUUUACAAAAAGUUUAAAUUUUCUUAUCAAAGUCCCUACACUAUUGGCCACUAUUAGCGGUGCUGACUCUAGCCUCUGGUAUGUACGGAAUAUUAAACAUUAAACAAGCUCAACGCUCGAAACAAUCGAUUAAUGUAUCGUGAUCGUGUGAAAUUCGGGAAAGAGAAUUACUUUUAUUUCAGAUUAUGAUCCGGUGAGUCACAAAAUCUGGCAAAUUCCGAAAUCCGGUAUAUUCCGGAAUCCGGUUGUUCCGGAUACAUGUAAAUCCGGCGGAACCGGAUUUCACCGGAUAGUGCAAAAUCCGGCGGAACCGGAUUCCGGACCGGGGUCCGGCACACCCCUACUAACGGUUAUAUCCAUGGUUUGGUUUUAUUUUAGAAUAAAGUGCAUUCUUAGUAGGCCUAUUAUUUCAUCAUGCUAAGAAAUUAAUUAAAUAACAAUUAGUUACAAAUUACAUCUGUUUUCAGUGUUAGUAUUUUUUUUUAAAAAUGCUUCGCUGUGCAACAUUUUUAUUAAGAUUGUAUUUUUCAGCUAUAAUAGUACUAAGACAUGGAUGCAGGAUGGAGAUACGACCAAGAAUCUAGGGCCGGGAAAUCACAUGUGGAUAGCCAGCUUUGCAGGUUAAUUUUGUCUAUACUUACUAUACGUCAAAUCAUAAAUACUAAAAGGGAUCUCAUUCACCUCUAGUUUGAUAAAAGAACCAACAACGAAAGAUAGAUUACCUCUGGUUAACUAUAAACACAUACAAAAUAUAACAAUUUUUAAGCUUUUGACUUCUAAUAUAUUUUUUCCCCUUCAAAUAAAAAUAGGUUUUGCCACAUUAAGUUUGACUAAUCCAAUCUGGGUUUCAAAAACUCGAAUGUGUCUCCAGUAUGGCACACCUGGGAAUGUCCAGUUUGUGGGCAUGUGGGAAACUCUGGUUAAUGUCUACAAGUUUGAAGGUGUACGAGGAUUAUACAGGGUGAGUUUUCUUAAUCAGAUCAUCUUGGGUAAUAAUAGUAUCAUCUUGGGUAAUAAUAGUAUCAUCUUGGGUAAUAAUAGUAUCAUCUUGGGUAAUAAUAGUAUCAUCAUGGGUAAUAAUAGUAUCAUUUUAUUGUAUCCCAGUGAUUUAGUAAACAACAACAAUUAACUACAAUAUGUUUAAUUUUUGGAAAGCAUACAGCAACCUGAUCAAUUGAACAUUUUAAAAAAUUGUGUGUGCUGUGUCAAUGGUUGAUGAUCUCAUUGUAGGGUUUUCUCCCCGGUGUGUUUGGUAUCUCCCAUGGAGCACUGCAGUUUAUGACAUACGAGGAGAUGAAGACAUUGUACAACAAACACAGAAACCAGCCGUUAGACACCAGACUGGUAAUGACAUUUUUAUUAUUACAUUUAAAAUUUUACCAUGACAUAAAUAGUGAUAAUGAAGGUGGCCACCACAACAUAUUUCAUUGGGGGGGGGGGAUUUAAUCUCCGUACAUGCAUAUUUCCUGUAACCAAGUCCAGGGCAUCUUAUCUUUGUUGGACCUCACAGCUAUUUGAUAUAUAUUAAACCAGUUUCACCUGGAUAUGAUAAUUUUAAAAAAUUAUUAUUUUGCAAUGCAUCACAUUAAGAUUGUCUUAGAUUGCAACCUUUCUUCAGGGUACUAAUUGCAACCAAGCAGAAAUAAAUAUGUUUAAUAAAAAAAUUUAAAAAAAAAAAGCAGCAUGUUGAUCAUUUAGAACUGGUAAACUAAUAAUAAACAUUCGUUUGACACAGACAUCUGCAGAGUACCUUACCUUCGCCGCCCUUUCAAAGAUGAUUGCCGCUGCCACCACUUACCCGUAUCAGGUGGUCCGGUCAAGAUUGCAGGAUCAGCACCGCCACUACAAUGGAGUCUGGGAUGUAGUGAAACAAAUUUGGGUGUAAGUUGAACCGGUCUAUCUGGCUCUCAUGGCAUAGAAGUUUAUGUUAAAAAGGAACGUUAACCUUGCGACAGUUAUGGUUAUAAAAGUGGGUUUGUUGCAUUCCAAUAAUACGUCAUUCAAAAUUGAGUUGAAAGAAAAACAAGAGAACUAAAAGUAAAUUCCCAUUCGCCCAACUCCAGUUGAUCAAAUUGGUCCACAGGAUCAAUCAUGACCCUAUUUGUUGAUUUCUUUUUCAUAUUUCUUUUUGGAAUAAAUGAUUUGUUUUACUUCUGCCAUGGGAGAAUUUCAUUUGUUAGAAUUUCAUUUCCAUUCACAACUCAUUAUUUUAUAAUUGUUUGCUAAGAUAUUCCUGCUUUAAGAAAUCCAUUAUGUGUUCACAAUUUGGUAAUCGGAACAACAUACAAUUCUAUAAUGACACAAAAUGACAUUAAGAUUUAAUAUCACGCUUUCCUGAUGGUUUAAAAUGCUCUUCAAAGUGAGCUGUCAAACAUGUACUCUAAAAGAAAUUUUUUAUACAGCAAUACUUUUUAAUGUGGACCAACUUAAAAUAAAAUGUGGGGAGUGGGGGAAUAAAUCAUAAAUGGCUUGUUUGCCGAGAGCCAGCCAAUGAGUCAACAUUUCCCGCAGGCGAGAGUCUUUCCGUGGGCUGUUCAAGGGCCUGAAUGCGUACAUGAUCCACAUCGUUCCCAACAUCAUGAUUGUUUUUGGCAUCUACGAGGCUGUCCUCAACCUGCACGCAGAGCUGGAGGAGGACAUGGCCACAGUAGAGGAGACGUGAUCACGGGAGGUAAGUCCAAUGUGUCAUUUGGUGUGCCUAGUGCAAUGUUUCUCAACUAACCUUAGACCACUGGCUUCUUUUUCUCUGGUUUAUUUACCCUUUUAUAAUGACAAAAUUCUUGUAAAUAUGUCAUGUAUUCCCUUUAACCCAAAAGCAUGCCAUGUGUAAUAUACUUUGUUUUGUAAUAGUUUAUUUGUUCCCAUGUGUGAUCAGUAUAAAUUAAAUGAUCUUUUUUUAUUUUUCAUUUUCUUCGCAGUGACCAAUCAAAGUGAAAUAAAUGUUAAAAAAUGUUCACUAAUUUAUUAUUUCAAUUGACACACUGUAGAUACUUGUUCUAAGGCCCGUUUCUGUUUAUUCAUAAGCUGUUUGUUUUGGAGGUGAAAAGCCCGAAAAGUUUAUAACCUGCUCGUAAGCUGACACCAUGCAAUUAUUUGCCAGUAAGCAAUAAUGCGGUUUGCAACGAAUAUCUAGGAUAAGAUUAUCCUGAUGCUAAAAACGACUUGUGGCACCAUCUAUUUUCAAAUCUUGUAGAGCAAUCGGUAGACUGGGAUUGGGGGGUGUGUCUGUCAUAACAUUAAACGUUGUCACUUUUCAUAGGAAGUCCGCUUUAGAACGAGUAUGUGCAGUUGCAAAUGUUUUUAAAUUACAUUUCGUGACGUGUGUGUUACUGAUCACUAGAAUUGAAACAAAAAGACGCACAGAUAUAACAUAGAUCAAUAACAUAAGCACUUAGAUUUUUUUAAGGUUUGUUAUAUUAAGGUAAGUACCGGUAGGUAAACUUUUAAUCAAUUAAAUGCUUAUGUUUAUAGAAGCUUGAGAGUUAUCGGCACUGACUGUCGCGUGGGCUGCUAUAUUUAUCUUGUCAUCGCCCGGCCAGUGUUUAGACUGGGGUUGCAGGCACAGAGUUGGGCGUCUAAAAUACUUGUAGUUAAUUUUAAUUCAGGGAAUACAGGGAAUAUUCAGUCACGUCUGCUUCUUUUUUUAGCCUUUUAUUUCACUUUUGCAGAUUUUCAUGCUCUACUUUUUUAAUUCCUUUAAAAGAUGGUCAACAUGACACAGUGCCGGGAUGUCAACUUGACACAGUGCUUUGUCAUCAACAUGAGGUGCAACGUCGUCUCUAUCAAGAUCAGAUGAAUCUGCUGUUCAUUGUGGACAUUUUUGUAUUUCAACAUAAUUAUUUUUCCAUUGUAAUUGUGUGGAAUAUUUUUAUUUUCAAUACUGUAGAUAUUAUUUGAUAUUAUUUUACUGGUAAAUAUUUGUCUGACAGCACAAGGCAAUCAUCAUAUGAUAUAAUAUAGUUGUUUUUUUGUUUUUUUUCGGAGGCCUAACAGAAUUUCUCAAAAUAUUGUUUAAAAUAAUUUAUUUCAUAUCACCAAUUUAACAUUCCAUGUCAGAUUGUGAGCCUUUUUGCUCCCACUAGACAUUCUUCUCUAAGUCAGUAUUUACAUCUGUGACCUGCAGCGAUUGGUCCAUAUUUAUAAACACCCGCUUGACCUAACACAGUUAACUCUUGGCUGUCAAAAUCAAAACCUACAUGCAUUCAUUUGACUCAAUGAUUUUUAAAUCUAAUUUUUUUUUUAAAUUGAAGGGUGAAAAAAAUAAUAAUUUAAAAACAAUUUAUAUAAUUCUCUGUCUUUAACUUUUUUUUUUGUAUGGUUCCUGGCAUGAGCAAGAGUUGACUAUGUUGAAAUGUCCCUGCAUUUAAUUUGUGUUGACCCCAGUCUUAGUUCCAAACUUAUUGUAUAUAUAACUUAAUUGUCAAUGCAAAGAUGUGAAAAUCAAAAAAAAAAAAAAAAGAGAGAGAUUUGUGGUUGUUUUAUGACUCAGGGUUACGCAUGACUUAUAGGCUUGCACAUGGCUUUUAGGUUCACACAUGACUUAUAGAUCAAAUGUAAAGUUCUAUUUAUUCUGGAUGUUCCACUGACUUCACUGGGUCUUAAUUAAGCUUACUUUGUGCAUCAUUCAUUAAGCUGAAGCUAUGCCAAAUAGUCUGCAUAAGAUUACUUUUUAUUGAGCAGUUGAAAACUCCCUUUAAAUGCUUCACAAAAAUUUUCCUGUCCCUGACCAGCUUUUCAUACAACUUGAAUUGACAGACAACAAUCGGCCAAGUAAUGUCAUCUGCCAUCAAAUUUGUCUUGAUUUGGUUAGUUUGAGACCCCCGUGGUUUAUAGAGAAAAAAUGACUAUCAUGCUACCAGUACCACUUGAGGGUGUUAAAUAGUUUAGGUAUUAAAAGUUACCAAAGUAGAGUUAUAAUAUUAGAAGUUACCAAAAUAGAGUCAUGAUAUUAGAAGAUACCAAAGUAGAGUCAUUAUAUUAGAAGUUACCAAAGUACAGUCAUGAUAUAGAAGUUACCAAAGUAGAGUCAUGAUAUUAGAAGUUACCAAAGUACAGUCAUGAGUAUUGCAAAGAGCUUGGAACUUGUUCAAGAUCUUCUUCAAUGCUAACUUUUUCAUGAUGUUCGACUUCUCAAUGGUUUUUGCUUCUAGAAUAAUUAUUUGUGAGCACUGUGGGGGUUUUUCAGUUUGCCAUUGCAUGAGACAAUGCCAUCUGCUGUUGUGGUUCUCACUACAUAAAAACUCUCCAAAGAUUUAUCAUUAGGAUAAAUAAUAUCAUUUCUAAAAACUGCAUUUUAUUGCCCAGUAAUCUCGUUAAGUGAUUACUGCAAAGGUACGCAAGUGACGACUAGUGCAAAGGUACGCAUUGGAGGAUUCAGUUUUUUGUUAGCUUUAGUUAUGUAAUACUUUUGUAAUAGUUACGUAUUAGUUACGCUCUCUUCUCUGGAAAUCUUCUCUGAAUCUUGAUGUGUUUGGAUUAAUGAUGUGUAACUUAAUGGAAACUGAUUUGUUCCAACAGAUUUUGUACAUAUAGUCAAAUGAGGAUUAUUUCAACACUUGUCUUGGUUGUGUCCAAACAUUGACUGUAAGGAAAUCCAUUCUUAAAUACACAAAAUGCGGUGAAGGACAAAAUAUGUUUAAGUACUUAAAAUGUGGUAAACAUUCAAUUAAAAAAUUGGAUUCUUCAUUGAAAUCUGUCCUCCUGCUGGGGUAGAUAUUUUUGUAAGCAUUUACAACUCUGAAGAUGGGCCCUUAUUUCAGAUAUUCUUUUCAAAUAUAUUUUUAUGAUCAGGGGAUUGAGGCCGUCAGGGUAUUAGAACUUUUUUUCAUAAACGAAGAGGCAAAAUUUGCAGAGAGUUUAGACUUAAUUGUUGAUGACGGUUAAUUCCAUUUAAAGCGGAACUUAUUUACCUGAAAUAAAAUGACCCACCGGUUUUACUCGGGGACUGAAAUAAAAUGUUUAAACAUCCGUAACAAAAACUUAAAUAUUUUGUUGUUGUAAAAGCAUGUUUUGUUUCAUUUGAUACUUCAAGAAAACUGAUCCAAAAAAAAUGUCUCACUUAUUAAGGCUUCAGUUGUGUCAAUAAAACACUAGAGGUGAAGCUUUAAUAAUUGCUACACAGAAUACAAAUGCAAACGUUUCGGAAAAAAGCUUUCAUCGGCAGAAACUAAAAAAUCAUUCAUGAGUAUAAAUUAAUUGACAUAAUAUUUGUAAUGCUUGUAAUACUUGUAUAUAAAGAUGUUGAGAUGUUUCUUUCAAUAUUCCUACAUAUUAUUGAUAUUAAAGGAGGAGAAGACAUGGCUAUUUAUUUGAUGACGCACAGGACAAGGAUUGUACGUGUUACCACUGAAUGACAUUUUGGCUGCAACAGAUUGUUCUGUUCCUCGUGGGCCAUGGUAGUCCUUUGAGUUUUUGACGGUGAUUUAAUGUUAAUGUUAACAGCUCAAAAAGCAUUAAAUAAGGUUUUGUCCCUAUCCUUCCGUGUUUUGUCUCCGCUGGUGGCUAAGCCAGUACAUGGUCCCGGGAUGGGCUUUUGAAAACAUUGUUUUGAUGCUGGUGAAUGUUGACGAUGAGCUGGUGGACGAUCAAAAUAUUUUUAAUGAAUUAUUUAUUUAGAUACGUUUUCAACAUAAUGUAAGGACGUCUGACUUCUUCAAGUGUUGACUUAAGAAAUGACCUCUAAAGACCAAAAGGGAAGUCACUAUUAUUGUUAAAAAGAUCAGAAGUCAUCAAAACUUUAGCUUCUUAUUGUUAAAAAUCAAAGUCUAUUUGGCAGACGCCCAAUAUCAUUUCUUGAAUACUCUCCAAAUGAGUUGUUCACCUGGCAGACAGCCAAUAUCAUUUGUUGAAAACUCUCCAACUGAGUUGUUCAAAAUUCAAUGUUUUACUGGGCAGAUAACAUCUGUCAGAUGUUAUCUGCCCAGUAAAACAUUGAAUUUUGAACAACUCAGUUGGAGAGUUUUCAACAAAUGAUAUUGGCUGUCUGCCAGGUGAACAACUCAUUUGGAGAGUAUUCAAGAAAUGAUAUUGGGCGUCUGCCAAAUAGACUUUGAUUUUUAACAAUAAGAAGCUAAAGUUUUGAUGACUUCUGAUCUUUUUAACAAUAAUAGUGACUUCCCUUUUGGUCAUUAGAGGUCAUUUCUUAAGUCAACACUUGAAGAAGUCAGACGUCCUUACAUUACGUUGAAAGCGUAUCUAAAUAAAUAAUUCAUCAGAUGAGUUGAGUUUUCUUGGUUGUAAUUUUAACAUUGUCACAGAUGAAAUGUCACUGGGCUCUAGUUUGUUUGGUGUAGUUAACAAACUUCUUUGGCAUGAACCAAAAAACCACCCAAAAAACAUGAGUAUUUCAGAGCUUUGUUUGCUUGUCUUGAAUGGCUUAGUACUACAGCUGAGUUCUUGAUGGUCUUUGGGAUGGUCACCUGAGCUUGAGGGUUAGAGGCUAGUGUUUAGUUUGAUCUGCUGUAUACAAUGUUAUAAUAUGUUGUAUAGUUUGAUUUAUUCAAUAGAAUGAAAUGUUGAAAAUUGAAAACAAUUAAAAUUAAAAUAUUUCUUAACAAAUGACACGUUUUAUUUUACAAGUCAUUUGACUGUGAGCUUGUGUGGCUGGCAUUUAAAUGUUUGUAGCAAAUUUUGGUGAUUGCACUGUAAAAAGGGGGGGGGGGUUAUAUGGUGGUAACAUACAUCUCUAGAAGUAGUCAGACUUUGUAGUACCGGUAACAUACAGAUUUAAAAUAGUAAUAACAUACAUUCAUCUUUAUGGUAGUAAUGGACAUUCAUAAAGUAGUAAAAGACGUCUGUAUACUGUAGUAAUAGACAUCUUUAUACUGUGUUAACAGACAUCUCUAAACUAGUGUACUGUGGUAACAGACAUCUCUAAACUAUUAUACUGUGGUAACAGACAUCUUUAUACUACUAGUAUACUGUGGUAACAGACAUCUUUAUACUGUGGUAUCAGACAUGUUUACAGUAGUAACAAAAAAAUAAUAAAUAAGAAAAAUUAAGUCCUUAAGGUAACUCAACUAAAUUGUAAAACAAUGGGAGAUACAUGUGUUGAAAUUUACAAGCCUAACCUCUUUCCCUUGUUUUACAGAUUAAGUUGUUUUAAACAUCAUUAUUUUCUUCACACAUUUCUUUUUAUCAAAGUACAAAAAUCAUUUCUAUUCUAAAUCCUGUUGAAGUUAAAAUAUUUUUUUUUAACCAGAGCAUUUUAAUUCUUUAUCUCCUAUGCCAGCUUUGAGGGGCUGAUCGGGUACUACAAGGGCCUUCUUCCCAACCUCCUGCGUGUCACCCCAGCGUGCGCCAUCACUUUCUUUGUGUAUGAGUCAAUCAUCACCUUUUUG